GAAAUGAAAUUCUCAGAUCUUGAAUCUCUCCAAGUUCAACUACUUGUGAAUUCUACAACUCGCAGACCUAUGAGCUACAUUUUUAUCCACCAACCUAUCACCCAUAAAAAUGUCUGUCACGACGUUAAAUGGCCAACCUACACUUAAUAUUUCCGGUCCCGGCCAGACCGCUCUCUCCCGUCUUGAUCCGCUCAAAAAAGUCUUCACCAAAUUCUUUUCCUCCAUUCCGCAGAAAGUAAGAGGUCAUGUUGUUGCUGUGAUCGGCGAACUUAUUGGCACAACUGCUUUUCUAUUCAUCGCAUUUUCCGCAGCCGAAGUCGCUCUCGCGUCGGCAAAUGAUAAUAAAGGCGACAAAGUUAGCUACGAGACAAAAUCGAUUAGCACAACUCAGAUAUUGUUUAUAGCAUUUGGGGCUGGAAUAAGUCUGGUGGUCAACGCGUGGACUUUCUUCCGUAUUAGUGGAGGGUUGUUUGAUCCCGCAGUUUCUAUCGCGUUAUUCUUUGUCGGUGCAAUCGAUUUGACUCGAUGUGUUCUACUUUGUAUAGCACAAUGCUUGGGUGCAAUUGCUGCUUCUGCAAUGGCUUAUGGUUUAUAUCAUGGAGGUCUACAUACGGCAACUACACUUAAGCCUGGCAUGAGUCCAGCACAGGGAGUCAUUGUUGAGAUGAUACUUACAUGUCAGCUUUGUUUUACAGUUCUGAUGCUCGCAGCCGAAAAGCAUGAGGCGACAUUUUUGGCACCUCUGGGUAUCGGACUAUCUGUGUUCAUAGGGGAACUAGCCGGCGUCUUCUGGACCGGCGGUUCCAUGAAUCCAGCCCGCUCCCUCGGUCCCGCAGUCGUAACCUUAAGUUUCCCAAGUUACCACUGGAUCUACUGGGUCGGCCCUAUUGCCGGCGCCGGCCUAGCAAGCAUAAUCUACAAACUAAUCAAAGCACUCGAAUACGAAACCGCACAGCUUUCCGAAGGUGAAAUGCACGCUCAUCCCGUCGAAGAUUCAGAGAAAGCAUCUGGACAUACGGGCCCCUGUGAAUGUAUGUGUUUCAAAGUGGCGGCUCAAGGACAAUCAUCGGCUGCUAGUACGCUACAAGUCGCUACGACGGACGCGAGGAAAAGUUCGAGUUUAGUUCCGACAAAGAGCACGAAGAGUGGGAACUCGGAGGUGAAGAAAACUGAGACGGUGGUGGAGGAGCCGGCAAAGACUCAGCCGAAGCCUGCUCCUGCUGCUGAUGAUGGUUUCUUCGGGGAGAUGUAUGCAGAUUGAGUUAAAUGUUAGAACAUGGUUCGAGGAAGGAGAUUGGUAUUAUUGUUUGUCUAAAGUUGAACGAUUGCGUCAUAGGAUUGGUUUAGUGAAUUAUUGAAUAACUUCUCCCCCUUUCGGGAUGAUUGGGGUAGUUGAUGAUAAGGUUCUGUGUGGGCAUGAGAGGAUGAUUUCAAAAUAUUCUAUCUUUUUUCUUCCAAAUGCAAAUGGUACAAUAACUUUCCUCACA
Botrytis cinerea B05.10 is the source of this 1487-nucleotide messenger RNA. RefSeq names its product Bcaqp5 (gene Bcaqp5). The coding region runs from base 110 to 1261 and encodes 383 amino acids. Lineage: Eukaryota; Fungi; Ascomycota; Leotiomycetes; Helotiales; Sclerotiniaceae. Gene Ontology annotation, cellular component: plasma membrane. The record is from RefSeq and is a predicted model, not a curated record. Gene Ontology annotation, biological process: transmembrane transport. The transcript is spliced from 3 exons. Gene Ontology annotation, molecular function: water channel activity.